Anopheles arabiensis is the source of this 889-nucleotide messenger RNA. RefSeq names its product early growth response protein 3 (gene hkb). Lineage: Eukaryota; Metazoa; Arthropoda; Insecta; Diptera; Culicidae. The record is from RefSeq and is a predicted model, not a curated record. The transcript has 2 exons. Gene Ontology annotation, molecular function: RNA polymerase II cis-regulatory region sequence-specific DNA binding; DNA-binding transcription factor activity, RNA polymerase II-specific. Gene Ontology annotation, biological process: regulation of transcription by RNA polymerase II. Bases 1 to 888 code for a protein of 295 amino acids.
AUGUCGGCCAAAGCACUAACGCCACCUCAGACGUACUCACGGCUGUUCCGUCCAUGGGACGGUAAGGAGGCAAAGUUGGAAGUGCCUUCGGGAACGCGCAGCGAGCCAAGCCCAAGCCGUGUUAGUGAUGAAGAGUCGGACUGUUACAGUGACAGUGAAAGUGAACAGACGAUUAAAUCGGAACCAAUGGACUACAAUCACAGUCCCGUGAAAUUAAGUGCUAAUCUCGGAACAAAAGUUGCAAUCCCGUCGGAUCCCUCCAUGAUGCAUUAUCCUUCAGCGGAUGUGGCCGCGUACUACCACUACUGUUAUCAGCAGCAGCAGCUCCAGCUUGCCGAACAUCCACUCCCGACGCAAAUACACGCGGAGGCACCGCGAGUUUCGGGGCCAAUGGGAGCUUUUGGAGCCGCCGGUUUACCGCCAAUGAUCGAUCCACUCGGAUUUACGUACGACCAAAUGGAGCAAGAGUAUAUGCGUGUUCUGAGUGAGGACGCUAAGGCAAAACUGCUGGCCAGUCGCAAACAGCGGCCAAAGAAGUUUAAGUGUCCGCACUGUGAUGUAGCAUUUUCCAACAAUGGCCAGCUCAAGGGACAUAUUCGAAUUCAUACUGGAGAGCGACCGUUCAAGUGUGAUGAGCCCAGUUGCAGUAAAACUUUCACCCGGAAUGAGGAGCUAACGCGCCAUAAACGUAUUCAUACCGGUAUCCGACCCUACGGAUGUCAGACAUGUGGGAAAAAGUUUGGCCGCCGGGAUCAUCUGAAGAAGCAUAGUAAAACUCACUUGCCUCAGGAACGGUACACGUACGGGCUAAUGCCUGCGUCGGCUGCCGCGGCCGCUGCUGCGGCUAUGCUAAUGCCAAUGUACGCGACACAUGUCUUUGGGUACUAGA